Messenger RNA from Dermacentor silvarum, 791 nucleotides. RefSeq lists its product as uncharacterized. The transcript has 4 exons. NCBI's taxonomy places the organism in Eukaryota, Metazoa, Arthropoda, Arachnida, Ixodida, Ixodidae. The record is from RefSeq and is a predicted model, not a curated record. Bases 1 to 762 code for a protein of 253 amino acids.
AUGGUAUCCCUCAGGAAAGUAAGAUGUUUCCACUUACUGCUAAUAUUGGCUGUACUGGCUACUUCUCGGAGUCGGACUCAUUCAUCUGAUGGGCGAGGACGAAGUAAGCAAAACACCGAGGAGCUGGCACAGACUGGCGCAAGGGACUCGGGGCGGCGUUCCGUCCAAGAUAUUGAAGAGAACGAAAACCACAAAGAAACAUCUGGCGAAGAAACAAGGCAGAAAUCAAUCACGAGUCAUAGGAAGAACACUGACGAUGCUGCACUUAAUAUCAUGCAAAGGGAGGCCCCCCUGAUCAGGGACGUCGAGGCGAAGAUUCACGAAGGAAAGGAGGCGGAGCGCAACCUGACGGGUAUCCGCGACGCCAUCCGCCGGGAGAUGUCCGGAGUCGAUGGAACGGAUGGAGCGGCACAUCUAAGGCGCCUCCAGAUGACGAAGCGCCUCCGAGAGCUUGACCAGCGCAUCGCCGAACUGCACGCGAAGAAUCAAGAAGCCCAGCAGAGGUUCCGCGGCUUCGUCGGCGCCAUCGACGCCGGCGAUAUACGAGACGAAAACGAGGCGCGCUCCGCACUGGGCAGCAUCUACCACUUCUGCGGCACCGUGGUCGCGGGUGCCGUGCGAGCCUGCAGAGGGGUGUACAAAAACGUCGUGAGUUUUUUCACCGACAAGGUCGUGGGGGGCAUCGGAGACAUGUUUCACAGCCUUCUCGGUUCCAAGUGGCCGUCACUGAAGGCGGGAGUCAACUUGCUGGCCGGCGUCUAGCUCGAUUAUCGCAAUAAACCAUUGCUACG